CUAGAAGAAGAGUGAAUUUGAUGCACAAGGAAGCCUUGUAGCAUUCUCAUUUUGAUUUUGCCAAGAAAAGUCGAGGAAAUUUAUUUUGUUCAACACUUAUAUCUGCUCCUCCAUACCACACAGCGAUCCUGAUUCACCCCCGCAGUGAAAAAAGUUGGAAUAUAAAGAAGAACAACACCCAGUGUAACCACUGAAGUCUACUGACAUACUAUUGCAAAAAUGAAGUCUGUUAAAGAGGAACAAAGAGACUCAAUUGAAGUGAAUGAGAAAACUCAAGAACUGAAUGACGUGGAGGAGAAACUUCAUGAUCAAACAUUUGAUCAUUUCAUGACUAGUGAAGAACCUUUUAUUGUCUCAAAGACUGAAAUUAUUUUUUCACAGAAAAGAACUCGAAAAGCAAGAGACAAAAAUUCUUUCACCUGCUCUCACUGUGGAAAGAGUUUUGCAUGUAAUGCAGAUAUUAAGCGUCACAUGAAAAUCCACACUGGAGAGAAGACUUUCACCUGCCUUCAAUGUGGAAAGAGUUUUACAUAUAAGGGAGAUCUUAAGCGCCACAUGAGAAUUCACACUGGAGAAAAGCCUUACACAUGCUCUCACUGUGGAAAGAGUUUCACACAAAAAGGAAACCUUAACACUCACUUAACAUUUCACACUGGAGAGAAGCCAUUCAACUGCCCUCAGUGCGGAAAGAGUUUUGCAAAUAAAGGAGAUCUUCAGCAUCACAUUAGAAUUCACACUGGAGAGAAACCUUUCACCUGCCUUCAGUGUGGAAAGAGUUUUGCACUAAAAGGAGAUCUUAAGCGUCACAUGAGAAUUCACACCGGAGAAAAGCCUUUCACCUGUUCUCAAUGUGGAAAGAGUUUCAUACAGAAAGGAAACCUUGACUCUCACUUAACAUUUCACACUGGAGUGAAGCCUUUCACCUGCCCUCAGUGCGGAAAGAGUUUUGCAUAUAAAGGAGAUCUUCAGCGUCACAUUAGAAUUCACACCGGAGAGAAACCUUUUACAUGUCUUCAGUGCGGAAAGAGUUUCACACAAGCAGGCAAUCUUAAACUUCAUCUGCAAAGUCAUUCUGGAUCAAGGCUAUUUAACUGUGAUCAGUGUGGCAAGACAUUUACGCUGGCAUCACAUUUAAAGUUACACCUGGCAACUCAUGCAAAUGAGAAGCCUCACGUAUGUUCUUUUUGUGGAAAGAGUUUUGCACAUAAAGGGAAUCUUAAGCGUCACCUGAGAAUUCACUCCGGAGAGAAACCUUACAGCUGCUCUCAGUGUGGAAAGAGUUUUGCAAAUAAAGGAGAUCUUAAGCAUCACAUGAGAAUUCACACUGGAGAGAAGCCUUACACAUGCCUUCAAUGUGGGAAGAGUUUCAGCCACUCAAGCAAUCUCGCACUUCAUCUGCACUAUCACUCUGGAUUAAAGCCAUUUAACUGUGAUCAGUGUGGCAAGAAAUUUACAUUGGCAUCACAGCUGAAGAUACACCUGGCAACUCAUGCAAAUGAGAAGCCUCACGUGUGUUCUAUUUGUGGAAAGAGUUUCAAAACAUUAGCACACCUGAAAUCACAUGAGAGAGUGCAUAAUGGAGAGAAGCCAUACCACUGCACUUCAUGUGGGAAGAGUUUCACUCAAUUAAGUAGUCUGCAGACUCAUUUAAAAAAGCGUUGUCCAAAACUGUCAUAGUGAGCAAUGUUAAUUUUAGGGCCAAAUGUGUUAAAUGUAAUACAAUGUCAGUCAGUUCCCUAGAUCCGGUGGCUGUCGAUUGAAAGUAAUAACAUAAAUAAAUAAGAGAAACAAAUGUAGCACACUACUGUUCUCACUGAGAGGACAGAAGUAAGUUUCAGAUAUUUUGAAACAUUUUGUAUUAAUUGGUAAUUAGCUCUUAACCCUUGUGCGUCAAUAAAAAAAAAAGUUACUCGGAAAUCCUUCGAGGACAAAAAUUUCCACGUCAGAAAACUGCCAUAAUAAUAUUAUAUAUGAAUAUAUACACAGUCCUGAUCAAAACUACCAAAUAUUCAUUCAUUUUCAGGGUUUUAACCCUUUAAAUGCCAGUUUAUGUAAUGCCACUGUUGUUUUUUAUGAAAAAAACACAAAAAUGAAUUAUUUUCCAAUUACUAAAUGCUAAGGGGAGAAUAUUAUUUUUACUAUCACAGUCUGGGAUAUAUCAAUGAUUAGCAACAACACUGAUUUUGAUGCAUUAUCAUUUUUUGUGCAGUGUCAGAUUUAGAAAAAACUCAGGACCUUAGAACAGUGGUUCCCAACCAUUUUUCCAGUGGACCCCUAUUUUAACAUUCAAAAUCCGAACACCCCCCCACCCUCUCCCCGAAUUAAAUAACUGACAUGAGCAACAUAUUCAUUUAUUUGUUGAAUGAACUGAAUGAUUUUCCUUGUAACACGAGAAUAGCAAUGCAUUGGAGGAGAAAUCACUAAUGUACAAAUGUAUUCAUUUUACUUAACCGAUAAAACUUGGAAAUAUAAAACUAAUAAUUUAAGAACAGUAAUAUUGUGGGAUGGGAUAUUCACCUAAUAAGUUAUAUGCGUAUUUAUGAUAUUUAUUGUGAGCUCUAGUUCUGGGGUAUAUUUUGAUAGUACAGGUUUUCCCAAAGGAAAAACUCCCUGGGUUUACCCACCAUCUGAGGGUGUUUGGUGCUCUGAUGGCUCUUCAGUACGAUAUGAAGGAACAUAGCUAUAUGCGUUAAGUUGUUGGAUAUACCAAAUAUACAGAAUUUUGUUGGGGGGGACUGUCUAUUCCAGAGAACACAAACAUAGUUGUCUUUGUUCCAAAUUGCAUGUAGACUGCGUAUAAUAUAUGGUUUUUCCAGUAGCUACAUAUCCACAAAUGUGACACGCUCCAUUAUUUUAACCAGAAGAAGUGUUAUGGAGAAACUCUAUUUUAGUCUCAGCCUUCAAAUUAUGUCAGUUUUAUCGUGAAAUCCAAACAAUAAAUAUUGGCAGCUGCACAUUCAAACGGAGUGGCACAACACUCGCUCUCAAAUGUAGCAUGAAAAAAACAUGAAUGAAUAUCAGAGGUUAUAUUGAAAGAGUACAGUACAACUUACUCUAAUGUGUCAUAUCUCUUGUAAUAGGCAAUCUGUUAAUGUUGAAAAGACAUGGAUAAUAUCUUAUACUUUUCCAUUAGCGCUCAAGCCCUGGAGUACUCAAUCGUGUGCCCAUUCUAUUCAUUCAUGUUUCAUUUGCUAGUCUUUCACCACAAAUCACACACUCAAUUUGCACUUUGUCCAUUGCCUCAGUGAAACCAAAUUCAAUUCAAAUAAAUCCAAAUAAACAGUAAUAAAUAAAAACCAAAGAAAUCCUUAUUUUCUUUUUACCACUUAUGUUUUUCUCUUGUCCCUGAUGCUUUGCCAUAGUCAUUGCUUUUGUUUGGCUAGCUAGUCUGCUCUUAUCGUUGCUCAGUACUGUACAUAGAACAAGCAAUUUUGCAGCAUCUUUAAAAAAAAAAAACUGUGUCCAUACCUACCCUCGCGAGAUGCGCACUUUAAAAAACAGCCUGAUACUGUAUAUAUUGUCUUUUCAUAUAUCUCAUAAACAAGUAUAUAUUAUUAAAAUACUCAAAAAUAGCCCUAUUUGAUUGUGCUUUAUUCCAAAAAUAAUUGUAACUUUUUCACACAUUCAGUUAGCUUGGCGACCCUAGUUUUUUUACACACACACACACACACAAAAACACACUCUGACAUCCAUACCAACACUCCCACACAAUUUUAGCUAUAUCAUUUAUUCAAUUAUAUAGAAAAUAGGAAAAAAGCAUGUAUUUGCUCCAUAGGCUAAACAUAAGAAAAAUGGCGCCAUUUGGUGUAAAAAUUACAAAUUAAAAUUUUGAAGCCAGGGCUCCGGAAUGAAAGCAACAUAAUAUCAUAGAAUUCAUGAUUUUAUGCUUUAUUGGCACUGGGAUUAAAUAUUGCCAUUUUAAUGGGUUUCAAUGGGGACAUUUUUGUCCUGGAGGUCCUGAGUGUAACUAUUUUGUGUACACAGUGUUUUAUAGAUGUUUUUAGGAACUGAGGUUGAAAUAUCAAAAUUCCCCCAAAAUACACACCUUUAGCAAAAUGUAUGCCGUUGGCAUUAACACAGCCAAAAUGAUCGAAAAAACAAAAAUGAAAAAGACAAAAAUGUCCCGAAGGUCACACAAGUGUUAAAUUACCUGAGAGGAACUCUCAUUAGCAGCCAGCAAGAAGAGCCUUUCUUCAGGAGAGAAGUACAUAAUUUCUGUUGUGGACUCUCUGCUAUGUACAUGAUCUGACAGAUACAAAUCUAACUUGAUUAGGGCUGCUAGCAGACAUGUUCACAAGUCCCUGAGGUCCAAGUCAAGUCUCAAGUCUUUCAAGGCCAAGUCUAAAGUCUUUGGUCACAAGUCCAAAUCAAGUCUUUUUUUUUUUUUUGGCAGUAGUUCUUUAUCUGCAGCUGGUUAGUUUAAUAAACCCUGAAUAAGACUAAUUCAAUUUUGAAAUAUUAAAACUGAUAACUUUAAGGGAUUGUCUUGUUUAUUUAUUUAAACUUGUUUAAAAAGUUCAUAAGGUUUUACUUUAAUCAUGGAUUUUAUUUUUUUUCAGGAAACUAUCAAUAAACUAUAAUUUAUUUUCCUUGCAUUAAAAGUGAACAGAUUUUACACAGAAGGAAAACUAUCUUUGUCCAUAAAUCUUUAGGGCUUUAAAGCCCUUUAUUCUAUUUUCCAUUUGCCCAUAUGAAAAUGUACCAUAGUUUUUUAUAGUUUAAACAGUGGUAUUUAUUUGUAACAAGACUACGGCAACCUCAGGUAAAAUCAAGCAUGGAUCUUCACUUCCAUGGUAAAAUGUAACAUGAUUUCUAUAAAACAAACUUUGGCAUUUUUGUAAAGAAAAACAGUAUCCUAAACAUUUAAAUGCUAUCGUUACGAUAAUCAAAAGAGAGUGUAAUUAACCAUGUUUUGAACACCUGUCUCUGCAAAACGUUUGCUAAACACAUUUUAUUAAUGUAAGAACUUUGACUCAUUAAUGGAUAUUAUUUAAUAAAAGUGAAUGUUUAUCACUGACUGUAAACCUCCCUGUUCUGGGUGACGUAACACCUGCAUCUCGACGAAAUGGGAGUUGAAGAUUUCCGCACGAGUUUCCAAGUUAGAAGUCCGACAUUAAGUGUCAUUCUGUUGCACUUUCACCAGUUGAAAGAAAGGUGGAAAGUCAGACUCUCCGAGUUUUAUGGAAUGCUUCAUGAAUUAUCACAGCAACAAUAAUACGGUGCAUCGCGGCUUUCCCCACAGGAGCGAACACUUGGGAAGACACAUAGCUAAAUGGAACAGAAUGCAGCGUCUUCAAAACUGAACUUGAACUUAACAUGCAUAUUAAAAAUGUGAUGGUUAUGGCAUCUCCUGUUAAGCCAACUGCAAUUUGAAAAUAGACAGUCCAGACAGUCACUAAAUUCACUGGUGCAUGCAUACUAAGAUUACUACGGUAACCUGAAGGAAGAACAGACAGACGCGCAUUGUGCAUAUUCUUUCAUUGAGUUGGGCAGCGAAUCUUCACAUAAUGACAAAAUAUGAUGCAUUACAUUUUUAUUAUGCAAUCUUUUGUACAUUUUGUAACAGUUUAUUUUAUAACAGCCUAUAAUAAUGAAUAGACGGUACACUGGAACAACAAGACGCAAUGCAGCAGCCAAAGACAUUUGUCAGACAUGUUAUUAUAUAUACAGUUAUGUACAUGUCAUUGCCCCUCGAGCUUGAGACCUGUCCGCGAGACGCAUAAGCACAGCAGCUCUGCACUCAGGCUGCUUUGUCCAUUGAUCCGGGCAGCGAAUAGUGCUGUUUCAUUCCACUUUUGAUGCGUAUGCCAUUUGAUAUCGCUUAACAGAAAAUGGCAGCGCAUAAACGGAGAGAGCGAGGGAGAGUUGGCCAAUUCUGUAGUCGCACCGGCGGGAAAAACGGUCGAAAAAUAACUAGUAUAAGUAUAUGAUUUCGAGUCCAAGUCAAGUCUCAAGUCAAUUGUUUACGAGUCCAAGUCGAGUCGCAAGUAAUUUUGUUUGCGACUUAAGUGCGACUCAAGUUUCAACUCUGGCUGCUAGCAUCACCAUGACAACCGCUGCACCGCAGUUGUAGAGUGACACCAUGGUGACAGAGUGCCAAUGGCAUUUAUGCAUGUGACGUAAAUCUAUAAACUUGUAUAAAAGACCUUGCGAAAACUUGAAAGAAACUCAUGAAAUAGUGUCAUUUAGUGAAUAAAGCCAAGUAUUACUUCAAUUGUUUUGUGGAUCCUUCAUUCUAAGGACAAUUAAUUUUCCGUUAUUUUAGAGACUUGAUUUUGCGCUACAUAGAGUAUUUUUUUUGGCAGCAGCGUAUUCACAAGAUACACACACAGCACGCAACACAAGCCAAGCGCACACCACGACUGAUCGCAGACUAGGUGUAUCAACUACAUGUCCACUCGUCCUCGACUUAAGUUACAAUUCCAAAAUUCCCUCAUAAACUCAAGCACAGGAGUUGAUUUGGGAUAAUGCCCGUUUAUGUGCUCUGUCUAGAAGUCAAGCUCUGUUGUGGAUUCGCUUCAUUGUGUUGUUUAUUUCUCAUCAUAUUUUCAUCAACAGAAAAAAAUACAUCUUCCAGAUGUAAACACACACAUCAAACAGACUUCUGGGUGAUGUACGUGUGCUAUCAGGGAACACUGCGUGUUCGGUGUGGCUAAAAACAUAACGUGCAAAAAAUGUAUAGCAUCUGACAAUUGAAAAGCUUUCAGCAAAGGUAGGACUGAACUAUUUAAUUAUUGUCUAGCUGUAUAGUGAUAUUUAGUCGUGUUGCAUUUUGGAGUUUAGCAAUAUUAACAGAAUCUGACAAUCUGGGAUGUUUUAGCUGUUGAGGUAGGCUACAUGUAUAGUGCAAUAACACUCAGAAAUGUUAAACCAAUCAGUGUUGCCCACUAUUUCUCAUGGGAAGUUGCCAAAUGCUUGCUGAAAUGUCACUAAAAGAAGUUAAAUCACUUGAUGACAUCAUUUAUUACGUAAGCCAUCAAAUUUUCAUAAGUAAACAAAUUGCUAUUAAGAGUUACAGCAAUUCCUUAAAGGUGUAUUGUUGUAUUUGUUUUUGUUUUUUUGUUGUUUUUAAUUGAACUAAUCAUUUAACGUAGUAUUUCACUACUAAUCAUUUAGCUACUAAUAUAUACAGGUGCCUGUCAAUAAAUUAGAAUGUCAUGGAAAAGUUCAUUUAUUUCA
Molecule: messenger RNA, 7179 nt
Organism: Myxocyprinus asiaticus (Chinese sucker)
Lineage: Eukaryota; Metazoa; Chordata; Actinopteri; Cypriniformes; Catostomidae
Product: gastrula zinc finger protein XlCGF57.1-like
Exons: 3
Coding region: 220-1677 (485 amino acids)
Source: RefSeq, a predicted model, not a curated record